AUGGCUACGAUCCCGGCUCGGAAUGACCGCCGAAUCAUCAUCCACUUGGUUUGUCCACCACCGGCUGGUCAGGAUUAUGACUGCUUCUAUGCCUCGGUCUUCGAAGUAGAGCAGCCGGCACUGAAGUCACUGCCUCUUGCUGUCCAGCAAAAGCAAAUAGUGGUGACGUGCAACUACGAGGCCCGGCGACGAGGACUACACAAGCUGCAACUCAUCAAAGAUGCGAAGCGGAUUUGCCCCGAUGUUGUAAUCGUUCUUGGUGAAGAUCUGACCAAAUUCCGCGACGCGUCGAAGGAUCUCUACCUGUUUACCCGGAAUUUUGUCUGGGGAGGCCGGGUUGAGAGACUAGGCUUCGAUGAACAAUUCCUUGACGUGACCGAUAUGGUUGAUUACAACACCGGCAUUCUGAAUCCGAAUGAUCUAAGUUCUUCUUUUUUCCACUUAGACCCCAAAGACCCAACAGCGGGAUUUUCCUAUGAUGCGACUAAUUUCUAUGGAUCUACAUAUCCAUCAACACCAGAGAAACCACCCAAGCAAGAGGCGACUCGGACACCAUUGGAAACAAAGCUGCUGGUUGCCUCUCACCUAGCAGGGUAUAUCCGAAGUCAACUUGAAAACGAGAAAGGAUAUACAGCUACGGGGGGCGUAUCAACAUCCAAGCUUCUGGCAAAACUAGUCGGCAGCGUGCACAAACCAAAUAACCAGACCACCCUUCUACCGCCUUACGAGACCGGCACAGACGGUACGCGCAGCAACAUCACUCAGUUCCUGGACAAUCAUGAAAUUCGAAGAAUUCCGGGUAUUGGGUCACGUCUUGCACAAAAACUACGAAGCAGGGUUGCGGGGGAAAGCUCUGAAGAAAAACUUACGGUCCGCGAUGUCCGCCUCUUCCCUGGUAUGGGCCCUGCGAUGAUGGAGAGGACCCUCGGGGGACCCGGCGCAGCCAAAGGCAUCGGCAUGCGCGUCUGGAGCAUCUUACAUGGGGUGGAUAACACCGAGGUCUCAGAGGCCCGCGAUCUGCCCACGCAGAUCAGCAUCGAAGACUCUUAUGGUCGCGGCCGCCUGGACAGCAUCGAAAAAGUGCGGCGCGAACUGAUCAUUUUGACUACAAGUUUGAUCCGGCGAAUGAGAACCGAUCUACUCGAUAAAGGCGAAGACAAAAUGUCUCAGCCACGUUGGCUGGCCCACCCGCGAACACUGCGAUUAUCAACACGCCCACGGAAUGGCCCCGAGACAGACGGCGUUCGAACAUACAACGUAAACCGGAUCUCUCGGUCGGCGCCGUUGCCCACGUUUAUAUUCCACCUGGACGAGAACGUUGAAUCCCUGGCAGAACGUGUGGCGCAGGAUCAUUUACUUGGAAUGUUUCGUAAGCUUCAUGCCGAAAAGGCGGGGUGGGAUCUUGGAUUGAUGAAUGUGGCUGUGACCAACAUGGUCGAGAGCGCGGGAGAUCAAAAACAGAGCAGCGGGCGGGAUAUUGGGAUGAUGUUUCGACGGCAAGAAGCAGUGCUACGCGAGUGGACAGUGCACCCUGUGGACCCUACGAGCACGGCUGCAGGAUAUGGCGAAUACCACGAACAAAAUAUAGAACCCCCCAACUUGGAAGCAGCCUGGGAGGAAGACGAGGAGGAACCAGAGACGGAGUUCUUCGAGUGUGGCAUCUGUGGCGCAGCAAUGCCUCAUUUUGCGGAGUUGGCGCAUUCCAUGUUCCAUGAGGCGGGAAAUGGUCGAGACCACAGUGCAUGA
This is a messenger RNA of Penicillium chermesinum, 1746 nucleotides long. Its product is annotated as putative DNA polymerase iota. Bases 1 to 1746 code for a protein of 581 amino acids. The record is from RefSeq and is a predicted model, not a curated record. The transcript has 2 exons. Gene Ontology annotation, molecular function: DNA-directed DNA polymerase activity; damaged DNA binding. Lineage: Eukaryota; Fungi; Ascomycota; Eurotiomycetes; Eurotiales; Aspergillaceae. Gene Ontology annotation, biological process: translesion synthesis.